AUGAUAUCCGCAGACGACGUUUUCCAAGAAUCUGAGCCCGUCGUCGUCGACUGCGACCUUCUCGAGGCUGCCAAAGAGAAUGUUCAGCCCCUCGCCACCGGUCGACGUGUGACGGCUCUUUCCACUGUUCUGGCGACCCCCGCCGCACAACGCGAUGCUAAAUUGUCGGCGACACGAAAUAGACUUCGAAUCAACGUCGAGCUAGCACUGGAAGAUGAAGACGGUGAUCCAUUGGAAGCUUACUGUCGUCUCGUGUACUGGACCAUGGAGAACUACCCUCAAGGUCACAGCGCAGAGUCGGGGCUGUUGGAACUGUUGGAAGAAGCCACUCGCGUUCUCAAAGACCACAACGGCGGGGUGUACCGUGGAGACAUGAAGUACCUCAAGUUAUGGCUGAUAUACGCCAGCUACGUGGAACGGCCCACCAUCAUUUAUCGGUUCCUGCUCGCCAAUGAUAUCGGAAUCGGGUUCGCGCUACUGUACGAAGAGCACGCAGCUGUUCUAGAAAGGGAUGGCCGGAAACAAGAGGCAGAUGAGAUUUAUGCUUUGGGUAUCGCUCGUAAAGCAGAACCCCUCGAUCACCUAGAAAGCCGGUAUCAAGAUUUCCAGAAGAGGAUGAUCUCGACCUUUACGGCGCCUGCCCCUGAACCCGCGAGGACGACCCAAGCUGCUCAGCCUAAACGUCAGGCGCUCGCUACGACGUCGAAGAUCCCCACCUCGACAUCGAGAACCGGCGGCACGCGAAUCGCGUCAUCGAGCCGAAAUACGACGGUAGCUGCUCCCACCAAUAUGCCACCACCCUCGAAUCGUGGGGGAUUCCAAAUCUUUGUGGAUCCUUCUGGUCAGAAUGGAGAAGCGCGUGAAGGAGGGGAGAAUGGGUGGCACGAUCUCGGAACACGUAAGACGAGGGUGAAGGAGAAUGUUCCGGAGACGAAGAAACUCGUUGGGACGACCAUCAAGCAGGCUGGGAAGACGAGGAGGGUGGUAUCGGCUUCGGCUGCUUCUGGUUCUGGGUCCGGCUCCUCGGGAAGCUCAGGCUCCAAGUUUGCGAUAUUCAGGGACCCAGUGGAUGCCCCAACCCCAACCCCACCAGCGCCUGCUGCGGCUUCAUCCUCGAGAAAGCCGUCGUCUAGCGGGAAGGCUACCAAGGCAUUUGUGCCUUUUGUUGAUGAGGCUGAUGUGAAAAAGCCAUCUCCUAUACCACCGGAGACUCCUCGUGCUGCGACGCCUAAGUUCACUCCCUUCCGUGACGAGGGUGAUGCUGAGUCAUCGCGGGCGACUGCAGUCCCAGUGGGCGAUGCAGUGAUCAAGGUCAAGAAGACAGGGCCCAAGGCUCCGGUGCCAACUUCUGAAGCAGAGGCGCUCAGAAAAGAUCCUCUGAAAAACUAUUCGACGAAUGAUACGUGA
Coprinopsis cinerea okayama7#130 is the source of this 1407-nucleotide messenger RNA. RefSeq names its product other/BUB protein kinase. The coding region runs from base 1 to 1407 and encodes 468 amino acids. The transcript is spliced from 3 exons. Gene Ontology annotation, biological process: mitotic spindle assembly checkpoint signaling; meiotic sister chromatid cohesion, centromeric. Gene Ontology annotation, molecular function: protein kinase activity. The record is from RefSeq and is a predicted model, not a curated record. Lineage: Eukaryota; Fungi; Basidiomycota; Agaricomycetes; Agaricales; Psathyrellaceae.